Vespula vulgaris is the source of this 4075-nucleotide messenger RNA. RefSeq lists its product as uncharacterized. The record is from RefSeq and is a predicted model, not a curated record. The coding region runs from base 1668 to 3314 and encodes 548 amino acids. NCBI's taxonomy places the organism in Eukaryota, Metazoa, Arthropoda, Insecta, Hymenoptera, Vespidae. The transcript has 2 exons.
ACGAGGCGAAACGUAGACGAGCCUAAGGCUCCUUUAGCCUUAGGCUAUCGGUGUCGCGUUGCUGUUGUGAUCGGUCAUCCGUUAGACGUAUAUCGGGCUUUGCUCUUUUCUCUCUCUCUCUCUCUCUUUCUUUCUCUUUUUUUUUUAUAACAGUAACAGAAAACAGAGUCGCUGAAUGCACGUACGUGGAAAAAGCGUAAAAGAAUUUCACUAUUUUCCGAGUGGCCUUUCAAGACGGACGACAUACUUGUCCCGCUUCACUCUCACGAUCGUCCACUGUAUUCUCUUAUAAGCGAAGUAAAAUUUCGCUCUUACUAGGAGAUCGUAGAUAGGGGCGUGAUCGACGUAGCCGAUCCGUCUUGCACGUGAUUCACGACUUUCUUCGACAAACCAGUGUCUCGUUUAAAACGGCUUCGUUUUUAAUUCUUUGUUUUACUACGUUAGGGAGAUCUCGAGGAGAUGAAGGUAAAUGAAAAUGGUUUAGGUGUUAAAUGAAACGGUCGCUUUUUUUUAAAGUAGUGAAUUCAUGAGUGGACGUGGGAGUUUCGAAAAGAUCAGCUCGACGAGAGAUGCGUGGUUGUAUCGAUCGAGUUCUCUAACGAAGGCGUGGUCGGUACCUUCCGGUAAUGAUUCCCCCGUUAAAAAGAGAAAGAACAAGGGAAAGAGAAAGAGAAAGACGCACUCGCAGGUGAAAGUAAAGCAGACCGACACUUUGAAAGCCGAUCUCUGCGAGGAGGGAACUGGAAAGGCUUGUCCGAGAGAGGCCUCUCGAAGGACAAUCCACUUCCUCGAUUUGCGAUUUCUUUUCGAUUAUUCUUCUUUCGAACGAUCGCCUUCUUCUUAAGCAUUAUUUUUCGUAGGAUGUUUUAUGGCGGAGGUCAUCUGUCUUUGAAUAAGUUAACGUCGCGUGCCAGAAUACGAAAUGGCCAUACUCUCUUCUAUUCUUUUCUUUCGUAAAUGUUACCAGUUAGUAAUUAUGAGUUUUUAGUCGAGUCUCAGGAAGAAGUCGUGUCUUCCGUAAAAGAAAGCUUUCACGUACUCUUCUUUUCUCUCUCCCUCUCCCCCCCCCCUCUCUCUCUCUGUCACGUUUCCUCUCGAUUCGUUGAGCCGGAUCGACGAGCUCAAACAAGUACACGUGACUCGGGACAACGAUUUGUCUGUCCCCUUUGGGCGACGACUACGACUUGCUCGAAGCUUGAUUCUCCUCCUCCUCUUCCUUUUCCUCCUCCUCCUCCUCCUCUUUAUCCUCUUUCUCCUCCUCCUCCUCCUCCUCCUCCUCCUCUUCCUCUUUCUCUUCUUCUUACAGCAGCUACGCUUAUCGAGAAGGCAUCCGAUAUAUUUUCACUCUACCCGGGAAUGGGGCGUAUGCGUUGCUACGUAUACGUAUCACAUAUAAGACCAGAGAAAAGUUAAACUAGUUUUCGGGAUUUUUCAAGCGGACGGGUAUAAAGGAGAAAUUCAAUGUCUAUCGAUCCGUCAUUAGUCUUCGAACUCUCGUGGUGAUCUCAUUCCUAUAAUAUUGAUAGGUGUUGGAAAAACAGGGGUCGGUUAAUAGACCGUAAGAUCGUAGCGAGAUCUUCGAUCGUGAAUCGAUAAGAUCGAUCGAUCGAACAUCAAGGUGUUCUCGUGUUAAUCGACAGAUUAAUUUACUGUGGCACGUUACGACCAUGGGAUUAUUGAUUCUCGUAUUGUUAUGUCCGAUCGUUUUCGGGCAAACUCAUCAAAAGAACAACGAUCCGAACGACGAGCCCUUCUUGCCAAUAUUUCCAAUAUACCCUUACAACCCAAAGUUAAUAAAAAGAGGAAUUGACAAAGAAACGGAAACACAAUUGACAGCUGAAUUAUACGCUCCGAAAGUAGAUGCAAAAGAUUCUUACACACCCAAUUAUAGUACUAAUUAUCAAAAGGAUCCCUAUUAUCCUAAUUACGAUCCUUAUCCGAAAACCUUCUCGUCGUCUUCGACGUCUUAUUCUCCUUAUUACAGUAAUAAUCCUCAGGCAACAACUCCUUCGUAUUCGACUUUACCUUACAACAUUUACAAUACUUAUACAAAUCCCUACGUUUCUACUACGUCGCACUCUUCAAUCCCAUCAACGGCUUAUUCUACUUCGUCUUAUUCCACUACUGCUUAUCCUUCUCCUUAUCCUUCUAACUCAUAUACUGGAGCAUCUUACCAACUUCCGCCGUACAUUCCUGUUUCAAAUUACUAUUACCAACAGCCUUAUUAUUAUCCCUCUUAUUACGCUCCAGCUGUUUUCCCACCCCCACCACCACCUCCACUAUAUCCACAUCCCGACUAUUCUAAAGAUUCAAAUUCGGAUAGCAAGGAAAAUUACGAGAAGGAUUCAAGGAAAAGUCAAAAGCCCAAAAAGGAUGAUAAAAAUCAGGACACUUCCGAUCAAUACACGAACGAUGGAAACUAUAUUUCCUCGAAUUCGAACGAUCUCGACAGUCAAUCGAGUAGUUACAAAGUGGCCAAUUCGUACAAUCAAUUGGAACAAACGAACGAACCUCGUGAAAAGCCAUCCGGAUCUGGGACAUAUAAAGUCAUUAAUAUUAGGACACAACCGAGCGACACCGAAUAUUCGAUAGCAGCGACUUACGCGAAAACUCAACAAUUGGAACAGCUGAUGAGACAAACUUUAGCGAAGUUGUUGGCCGAAAACGCAGCUCGGCAGGUUAUUCGAUAUCCCACGUACGAUAAUAAACAAGAUCAUUUGAUCAAGGCCAAUGAGGUGUCUUAUGGGAAUUUAAACAAUUACGAUAACAAUAAUGCACAGAAUUUUGUUUCUGGCACUAAUACGAUCGCGAAGACUGGCUUGAAUUACGUCAUUAAUCCAAAUACUUUUGGAAACUUUAAUUCGGGAUCAAUCGUCCCUCGUCAAGUCCUUGAUACGUCAACUACUUUAACUAGAAGUGCUAAAUAUCCAGACGAUCAAUAUCUUCGUAAACCAAUAACGUUAGUGUCUUUACAACAAUCCCAAGGAACGUAUAUACCACCAAACAAAUCUAUUAAAUCAUCAACUCAAUCGUCUAAUUACGAUAAUUACGAGAACGAGGAUAUUCGAACUAAUCAAAAUUACGAUAGUUCUUUGGACGAUACCGAAGGAAAGCAGGAAGAAGGAUAUAGUCAAGGUCAAACAGCAUCAGCUUACAAAACUCAAAAUUUCGUUACCGUACAAACGCCACAAGCUUACAGUUAUCAGUAUGCGAGUUAUCAUCCUCAACAAACUACUAAUCAACAGGGAACUCAGGUAUACGACGAUAACACCAGCGACGUAGAAUUUGGAGCGAAGCAAAGUAAUAAAGGAUAAAUAUUGUUUAUCUAGAAUUUAAUGAGGAUAUUAGAUCGGAGCUUUUAGAUAUAUAAGAUAGUUGACAAGGGAGUACAAAGAAAAAUGGUGCUAUUAUUUAUUUCGACAUAUUGAAUGGAACUUGUUUAAUUUGGACUAGGGUUAGAACGAAAAAAACUCUUAUCGGAAAGGAUUUUGCAAUUGAGUAAAAACAAAGUAAUUCCGAGUGCUUAUACGAUAUCAUACGAUAUCUAACUUUCUCUGUUGAUUAUUUAUCGAAUAUAAUUAUUCUAAUUAAAUCGAAUGCACAUGACGAACAGAGGUAAACGCGUUUAAGAGGUAAAUAUAUAAAUCAUUUGCUAAAAUAUUAUUAUCGAUAGAUUUAUUUACGCGAUGAUGUUCUUAUGAGAGAACAAGUUUUUUGUGUCUAAUUAAAAGAAAGGAGGCUCGUCAUUCGCGUUGCACUCGCGUUGCAUUCGCGUUGCAUUCGCAUCGUUAUUUCCUCUCAACGAAAUAAAAGAAUUUACCGAACGUUUUAUUAACGUAGAAAAAAAUAUCGGUUUUCACAAAAAUAACGAGCCUGUAUGGUUUCUUCCCCCCACUUAUUUUCGACUUUUAAUUUUAGAUACACGUAUUCACGUUGACCUAUGACCUACUAUUAUCCCUAUUUAUAUGCCUUUGGCGCUCGAUGUAUAUUUAAGAGUAUUUUGUUUUUCUUUCAUAGUCAUUAGCAAUAAAUCAUUUGUUACCGUUCUUCUCGAUGCUUUCUUCGUAACUUCCUU